UCCUGGAGGAACCGCUGCCCUCCACCAGCUCCGAGGAGGAGGACCCCCUCGCCGGUCAGCGUCCCCAAAUGUCCCCAAAUGUCCCCACCUGUACCCACAUGUCCCCAGGGAGGUCCACGUCCCCCAGUCCCUAUGACCCCAAGGGAGGUCCCUAUGUCCCCAAGGAGGUCCAUGUCCUCAAGCCCUCGUGUCCCCAAGGAGGUUGAUGUCCCCAAGGAGGUUUAUGUCCCCAAGGAUGUCCCCAAGGAGGUCCCAAUGUCCCCAGGAGGGUCCACAUCCCCCACUCCCUGUGUCCCCAAGGAGGUCCGUGUCCCCAAGGAGGUCCCAGUGUCGCCAAGGAUGUCCCCAAGGAGGUCCCUAUGUCCCCAAAGAGGUCCAUGUCCUCAAGCCCUCGUGUCCCCAAGGAGGUCCCAAUGUCCCCAGGAGGGUCCACAUCCCCCGGUCCCUGUGUUCCCAAGGAGGUCCAUGUCCCCAAGGAUGUCCCCAAGGAGGUGCCAAUGUCCCCAAGGGGAUCCCAGUGUCCUCAGGAGGGUCCACAUCCCCCACUCCCUGUAUCCCCAAGGAGAUCCCAAUGUCCCCAAAGAGGUCCAUGUCCUCAAGGAUGUCCCCAAGGAGGUUGAUGUCCCCAAGGAUGUCCCCAAGGAGGUCCCAAUGUCCCCAGGAGGGUCCACAUCCCCCGGUCCCUGUGUUCCCAAGGAGGUCCAUGUCCCCAAGGAUGUCCCCAAGGAGGUCCCAGUGUCCCCAUGGAGGUCCACAACCCCCAGUCCCUAUGUUCCCACAGUGGUCCAUGUCCCCGAUGAUGUUCUCAUGUCCCCAAGGAGGUCCUUGUCCCCAAGUCCCCGUGUCCCCAAAGGAGGUCCCCAAAAAGGUCCAUGUCCCCAAGGAUGUCCUCAUGUCCCCAAGGAGGUCCAUGUCCUUAAGUCCCAGCGUCCCUAAGGAGAUCCGCAUGUCCCCAAGGAGGUCCCAGUGUCACCAGGAGGGUCCACAUCCCCCAGUCCCUAUGUUCCCAAGGAGAUCCAUGUCCCCGGGGAUGUCCUCAUGUCCCCAAGGAGUUCCUUGUCCUCAAGUCCCCAUGUCCCCAAGGAGGUCCCUGUGUCCCCAAGGACGUCCUUAUGUCCCCAAGGAGGUCCAUGUCCCCAAGGACGUCCCCAUGUCCUCAAGUCCCAUGUCCCCAAGGACAUCCCCAGGUCCCUAUGUCCCCAAGGAGGUCCCCAGGGAGGUCCAUGUCCCCACGUCACAGUAGAUACCACCAUGAACAUAUGACCCCCCCAUCCCCAGUCCCUGGCGGUGUCCCCGUGCCCCACAGAGGGGUCUCCAUUUCCC
This is a messenger RNA of Phasianus colchicus (ring-necked pheasant), 1323 nucleotides long. Lineage: Eukaryota; Metazoa; Chordata; Aves; Galliformes; Phasianidae. The record is from RefSeq and is a predicted model, not a curated record.